Messenger RNA from Rhipicephalus microplus (southern cattle tick), 931 nucleotides. Its product is annotated as baculoviral IAP repeat-containing protein 5. NCBI's taxonomy places the organism in Eukaryota, Metazoa, Arthropoda, Arachnida, Ixodida, Ixodidae. The record is from RefSeq and is a predicted model, not a curated record.
AGCUGGUAGGUGUUCUGUGGCUUCGCGGGCUUUACAAUGCGGUGUAAACGGGCGGUAAGCUUCUUAUGGCAGAGAUAUAGUGUAGCAGAGAUUUUAGGUUUCCUGAGAUUCUAGACGUGAGUGUGUGAUAGCAGUGCGAAGAGAGACCGUCUAAAAGCCGUUGCUUACUGGACAACUCAGCAUCAUGGCCAAAACAUCCAAAACUUCCGUCGACCUGUCCACCAAGUCUGUGCUGCUGGCGGCAACGGACCAAAACAUGAACCUCUACGAAAACCGCCUCGCUAGUUUCGAGAGUUGGCCACUGACCGGCGACUGCAUGUGCACGCCAGCGCGGAUGGCAGGAGCUGGUUUUUAUCACUGUCCUACGCGGAACGAGCCAGACCUCACACGUUGUUACGUGUGCUUUAAGGAAAUGGACGGCUGGGAACCGAGUGACGACCCAGCCAAAGAGCACGCGCGCUCUGUGGACUGCGCUUUGGUUCGCUUGGGCAAAAAAAGUGAAGACAUGACAGCGCUGGACGUUCUCGGCCUCGAGAAGGCCCGCGCAAAGAACCGAGCCUGCAAAUUUCUCGAGCUAGCCGCUGCCGAAAUGGGAGAGGCCAUGCGCAAAGUCAAAUACGAACUGGACAAGGUGCGGAGGAAGAAGCGUUGACGGCCUGCCUGUGUGCUACGAGGCGUUCGCUGCUGUGUGCUCUUCUGAACUGUGGGGAUUUCACGUUGUGUGCGCUUUAAACUGUGUGGAUAUGACCCAUAUUUUUAGCUCUCGGUGUAUAUUAACUUCGCCUAAGCUUGCGUUCAAACUGUGCGGAGCCAAUCGUAUCGAUCGGAUCUUUAAGUACCUGUGUGUAUGUCCACGUGCGUUUUUAUGUGUGGCACUAUAUUUAACGUGUGUGGGAAAAUUUAAUAAAUCGUUCUAAUUUUUCAAGCACUA